Molecule: messenger RNA, 2548 nt
Organism: Bursaphelenchus xylophilus (pine wood nematode)
Lineage: Eukaryota; Metazoa; Nematoda; Chromadorea; Rhabditida; Aphelenchoididae
Source: the annotation of a GenBank genome assembly
AUGUUGAUGCUGAGGUUGCUGAGCAAAAGCCGAGGACAUCAAGCGGUUCGAUUUUCAUCUCACUUCAAAUUCCAGGGAUUCUCGGCCGAUCCAAGUUUAGGUGGGUGUCUAAAACAAUAUUGCUUUGGUUUUUAGGGAAAAUGACAGUUGGUCUUUGAUGUUUGGUUCUAAAUAGGUUGAAUAUGACCUGACACAGGUUAUGAAAAAACUUUCGUGGCAUUUAUUUUCGAUUUUCUCUAAGGUCGACCUUAUUUUAGUUGAGGUACCUAAAUUAAUAUAAAUUUAAUUUUUCUCUUCAGGAGAGACCGAAAAGCUGAAUCUAUGUCAAGCCAUCAACACAUCACUUCAUCAAGCCCUCGAGGCCGAUAAAACCGCCUGCGUUUUUGGUGAGGAUGUCGCGUUUGGAGGAGUCUUUCGAUGCACUGUUGGACUAGCCGACAAGUUCGGAAAGGAUCGAUGUUUCAACACUCCGCUCUGCGAACAAGGAAUUGCUGGAUUCGGAAUAGGGCUGGCCGUCUCGGGAGCCACAUCAAUCGCCGAGAUUCAAUUCGGGGAUUACAUUUUCCCGGCCUUUGAUCAGCUCGUAAACGAAGCCGCAAAAUACCGCUACAGAAGUGGAAAUCUGUUCAACUGUGGUGGUUUGACAGUCCGAACAACAUGGGGAGCUGUUGGGCAUGGCGCACUCUACCAUUCACAGUCUCCAGAGGCCUAUUUCAGCCAUACGCCGGGAUUGAAGGCAAGUGUAAUAUAAAUUUUGUUGAAUUUUAGGUUAAAAAAUGGCUUGAUGUCGAGAAAUAAGUUUGUUUUGCAGAUAGUAGUCCCCAGAGGUCCUAUUCAAGCCAAAGGACUUCUGUUAUCUUGCAUUCAAGACCCCAAUCCAUGCAUCUUUUUCGAGCCAAAGGUCCUGUAUAGGAAUGCCGUCGAAGAGGUUCCAAAAGCCCCAUAUACAAUCGAAAUUGGCAAAGCAGAGGUGUUGAGGAAUGGUAGCGACGUUUCGCUUGUUUCCUGGGGCACUCAACUGCAUGUUGUAUUAGAGGCGGCCGAAAUUGCGGAGUCUCAAAUGGGCAUCUCUUGCGAGGUGAUCGACCUGCAAAGCAUCUUGCCGUGGGAUGUGGAAACGGUCGCGAAGGUAAGAACUGGGUUUUUUGGGAAUUAUUUGAGCUAGUGAAAGGUUUAGAAUCAAAAAAUUUUUUGGUUUUCGAAAAAAUUAUAUUGUUUUAGGCCAAAGUUUUGGUUGAGGCGCUAAAAAGAACGGUUUUUUGGCAAGAUUUUGUCGUCUGAAAGCUUGAAAAUGAGAAAUAGAGCUGUUUAGAGUUAUUUUCAGCCAAUUUCCACGAAAAAUUUUUUUUUAUAUGCGGUCCGGAAACUUUUGUUCAGGAGAAGAUGACUAUUAUUACUCUGACGGACCUGAUCAAGUGGCAAAAAACGUACCGUUUUGCAUGAUGACAUAUUUUUUGAAAUUACGAAUAGAAACGAGAUUUUUAGAAGAUUUGGAGGGUGUUCAGGAAUUUCCAAAAAAUGCGUCAUCAUGACACAAUUCUAAAGUGGGAUUUUUUGACAAAAAAAAUUGUUUCGGAGACAAGUUGGAGGUUGUUGUUUUAGGGAAAAAUUCUUACACAGUUUUUUUGAUACAGAUUUGAUUUGUUUUUACACUUCGGGCCUAAAAAUUUUGGGGAUCCAGACAAUUUUUUUAUUAAUAUUACAGUGACUGACUUGCUCCAGUCGCAAAAAACGUACCAUUUUGCAUCCGGGAAGCAUCAAAAAAUGUGGCAAAAUACAUCCCUCUCCAAAUGAAAAAACCCCGUUUUGAAGGCGCCCUUUUCCUCACAAAAAGAGCGGCUUUUGAAAUCGGAGUUUUUUCACUUGGAGAGGGUAUUUUGCCACAUUUUUUGACAUUUCCCGAAUGCAAAAUGGUACGUUUUUUGCCACUGGAUCCGGUCCCCCGCUGUAAUUUUAAUAAAAGGUUGUCUGGGAUCCCUAAAACUUUUAGGGCUGAAGUGUAAAAAACAAAUCAAAUCUGUAUCAAAAAACUGUAAGAAUUUUUCCCUAAAACAACAACCUCCAACUUGUCUCCGAAACAAAUUUUUUGUCAAAAAAUCCCACUUUAGAAUUGUGUCAUGAUGACACAUUUUUUGGGAAGGCCUGAAAACCGUCCAAAUCUACUAAAAAUCGAAUUUCUAUUCAUAAUUUCAAAAAAUCACUUUCAAAAAACAUGUCAUCAUGACGGAUUUUCUAGAGCUUUAUUGUAAAAUACGAUGUUUGAUGACUUUCUUUCAAAAUUUUUAUUGAGCUUUUCCAACUUUAAACCUGCUAUUUUCAGAGCGUGGUAAAGACUGGCCGCCUCCUCGUCUCCCACGAAGCCCCACUCACUUCGGGAUUCGCCGCGGAAAUCGCGUCGACGAUUCAAAAGGAAUGCUUCUUGAAUUUGGAGUCCCCAAUCGAACGAGUUUGCGGAUGGGACACCCCAUUCCCACACAUCUUCGAACCGGUCUAUUUGCCGACCAAAUGGCGAGUCGUCGAAGCCAUUCAGCGCUCUGUGAAUUAUUAG